Molecule: messenger RNA, 1106 nt
Organism: Branchiostoma floridae (Florida lancelet)
Lineage: Eukaryota; Metazoa; Chordata; Leptocardii; Amphioxiformes; Branchiostomatidae
Product: leucine-rich repeat-containing protein 46-like
Exons: 8
Coding region: 229-1089 (286 amino acids)
Molecular function (GO): protein binding
Source: RefSeq, a predicted model, not a curated record
UGCGUGUGGAUUGUUUCAUUUCAAGAAUUCAAAAUGGCUACCGCCAAAACAUAAUUUUUUUCGAGACGGUUUCCAUAGGGACAGACGCCGUUUCGUCGCAUUUUCUCUUGUUAUAACCCCAGAGGAUUGAUUUCUAAUUCAUCAGACAAUACCAGGCACCUAUCGGUCUUUGCGAAAUUCUUAGGAAACCUUGUUUUGUUCCUGGUUCGAAGCUGAUCGCGAAAAAUUAUGGCGUCUGAAGUUGUCGAUCUCGGUGGUGAUGAGUUGUGGAAAUUCGAGGCGGAAAAUGACGUUGAGAUGGAAGCUCCCAAGAAGUCUGUGCGGAUCUCAGUGUCUCUGAUUGCCAAGAGGAACCUGCCAGCUGGGAUCACAAAGGAGUCAGACAAGCUUGUAGCAGCACUGAUGAAACUUACACAUCUUCGACUGGACAGAGAAAACAUUGGUGAGAUUGACAACCUGGAGUGUCUGGGACCGAUUACAAACAUCUACCUACAGCAGAAUCAGAUAAAGAAGAUUGAAAAUUUGGAGUGCCUCCCUAAAAUAAGGUUUCUGUGCCUAGCAGGUAACCAGAUCUCCAAGGUUGAGAACCUGCAGCACCUGACUGGUCUGGGCUUUCUGGACCUGUCUGAGAACCGGAUAGACGAGGUCAACCCAGAGGAAUUGCCCAAGAGUCUGGUGAUUCUAACCUUGAAUGGAAACCCAUGUACAGAGAGGUCAGACUACAGGAAACAGCUGAUCCAGGUGCUUCCAAAACUGCAGCAGCUGGAUGGACAGCAGGUGACCCGGCAGGAGAAAAUGGAGGCGGGGCUGGAGGUGUCAGAUGAUGAGGAUGAUGAAGGUCUGGAGGAUGAUGAUGAUGACGACAAGGAUGAUGAUGAUGAGGAAACUGAUGCUGUGGAAGGAAAGGGCAUGUUCCACGACGUGACCUGUGGGAUCGUGGAGAGGUCGCACGAGCGGGUUAAGGACGUACUUCGGCAGCAUAAGGAUCACAUGACUGAACUGGAGGAGGUCCGCAGCCAAUCAGCACUCACCAUGGCAGCCACACCCAGAUUGAGUUCCAGGAUGAGUGAGAGAGCAGACGCUGAUUAACAGAUCAUGUAGUGAGG